UUGCCAUGGAAGCCGACCCGAUUGGAACCAACCAUGAAAGACAAGACAUGAAUUGCUUUCAAGAUGUCAUGACAAACAACAACACGUUGACUCACGAGAGAGUUGAAUUAAGAAAAACGCCUACUUCAACUUCAAGCCAUAUUCCAAAAUUGAUCAUUAAGAAAGGAAAUGGUUCAAGAAUGAAGCCUGAGGAAUAUGGUGAGGACUCCAGUCCGUAUCCCCGCAGUGGACAUGUUGACCGGCAAGCUGGGGAGAAAUUUGAGAUCCCUGGGGUACCUGGGAACUCUCCCCAGGGUUGUGAAACUCUUGGUAAGCAUCACAGGAGUCAGACUUUGCAAGAGAGUGAGCAAGGGAAAGCCGUGAAAAAGAAGACGUUCUUACCAUCAGAGAGAGUUCGCACGCAAGACACCUGCAAGAUGUCAGGUGUCAAUGUUGGAAAGACAACUCCAACGAGAAAGACAACUUUUGGUAAAAAUGCUGAGCUCCGUAAGAAUCCGCAAACCCACACGGGAGAGAAAUUCUCCCAACACACUGAGCGUGAGGAACCUCUUGUGGACCAGUCAAAACUUCGAAUAAAUCAAAGGUUACAUACAGGAGGAAAAAAAGACGGAAGAAAUUUCUGUGGCAAAACCCUCUUGAACAAGCAGCACCGAAAUCCCAAAGGGGAAAAGACGUCUAGGUCCAAUAAAUCUGGGAAGAUCACGCGUCAGGAGUCAGACCUCACUAGAAAUCAGAAAAUUAAUACAGUUGCGAAACCUCAUGUAUGCGAUACAUGUGGAAAUAGCUUUGGCCGGAAGUCACGCCUCAUAGCACAUCAGAGGGUUCACACAGGGGAGAAGCCUUUUGAAUGCCAAGAGUGUGGAAAAACAUUCGGCCAGAAGUCAUACCUCAUUAGACACUGGAGAAUCCACACAGGGGAGAAGCCUUACAAAUGUACCACAUGCGGGAAAAGCUUCCAUCAGAGGUCAAAUCUUGCAAUACACCUGAAAAUUCACACGGGGGAGAAGCCGUACAAAUGUAACGAAUGUGGAAAAGCCUUUUGCCGAAAGUCACAUCUCCUAACACAUGAGAAAAUUCAUACAGGGGAGAGACCUUACGAAUGUGUCAAGUGUGGGAAAGCCUUUGGCCGGAAGUCCUACUUCAUAAUGCAUCAGAAAAUUCACACAGGGGAGAAACCUCAUGAAUGCCCCGAGUGUGGGAAGGCUUUCCUGUGCACGUCCGACCUUAUCAAACACAAAAGGGUUCACACGGGGGAGAGACCGUACGAGUGUGAUGAGUGUGGGAAAACAUUUAAUCAGAAGUCGAUCCUCCUAACGCACCAGAAGACUCACACUGGGGAGAAGCCCUAUGAAUGUCACGAGUGCGGAAGAGCCUUUCGAGAGAAGUCAUGUUUCCUGGUCCAUCAGAGAAUUCACACAGGGGAGGGCAAGCCCUACCAAUGUAACCAGUGUGGCAAAGCUUUUACCUGCAAGUCCUACUGCCGCGUACACAAGAGAAUCCACACAGGGGAGAAGCCUUACGAGUGCCACGAGUGCGGGAAAUGUUUCAGACAAAGAUCGGUUCUCGCUACCCAUCUGAAAAUCCAUGCAGGAGUUAAACCUUACGAAUGCAGCGACUGUGGGAAAACCUUUGUGGACAAGAGCCAUCUCCUAAGACAUCACCGAACGCACGAACAGCGGAAGUAUGAGUGUAACCAAUGUGGCAAAUCCUUUUCUUACAAAGGGUUCUUCAUCAUGCAUCAGAGAAUUCAUGCAGGGGGGAACCUUUGACUGUCCAAAGUGUGGAAAAUGUUUUUACUAUAAGUCAAACCUGAUGACACACCAGAGAGUUCACAGAAAAGGGAAUUGAUGGAUGUGGAAAGUACGAAAGACCGGGCCUGGUGUGGUAACGUAGUGUUUAAAGGCCUCACCUUGAAUGCACCAGGAUCCCAUAUGGGCACCACUUUGAAUCCUGGCUGUUCUACUUCCUUCCAGUUAAUUAGGACAUAAAGGUUCAAGGGCUAC
Molecule: messenger RNA, 2003 nt
Organism: Ochotona princeps (American pika)
Lineage: Eukaryota; Metazoa; Chordata; Mammalia; Lagomorpha; Ochotonidae
Product: zinc finger protein 883-like
Exons: 1
Coding region: 6-1769 (587 amino acids)
Biological process (GO): regulation of DNA-templated transcription
Molecular function (GO): DNA-binding transcription factor activity, RNA polymerase II-specific; RNA polymerase II cis-regulatory region sequence-specific DNA binding
Source: RefSeq, a predicted model, not a curated record